UGGCACAGUCCGAGGUGCGUCCGGGAGGAGUGAGUAGACAGUCUCUAAAACUUGGCCUGCCACAAACGUCCACAUCUGUGCCUUUUAAAAUGCUAUUGGUUGUCUCCCUAAAUUUUUAUCUCCCGAGUUCCAGUCGCGUACGUCUACCCUGGCCUUUCAAGCCCAACGCGUCUCAAACAAGCUUGCUUCUCCGUGGUUCUCCGUGGUUCUCCGUGAACAAAACAGCUGGAAGGCAGCCCUCCUUCCUCGACACUCCCCCAAGGCCGGGGCUCACGGUCAUGCCUGGCACUUGAACUUCUGGACCCCCCUCCUAAAUGGUUUCUCUGCUUCCAAACCCUCCUCACAAAUUCUUUAUCCACACACCUGCUGCCACGAACUUUUAAAGACAAUUGCCUAAUUUCACUCUCGCUUAAAGCCCGCAAGUGGGUCCCCAUCACAAUACCAAUCAGGAUAGAACUUGAGUGUGGCGUACAAGGCCUCGUGUGAUCGGUCUGCUUUUCUUGAAAGGUUUAUCCACCGCAGAUUGUAUUUUCCAAAAACAGCUGCAGGAGUAGCUCCUCUCCCGCCGUGCUCUUCUAGAAUAUUGCCACUUCCGCAUCAAGAGACAGUCUAAUUCCACUGCCCUUCAGUCUGGGUGGGUUUGGUUGACUCACUUGUAACGCAUGGAAUGUGGCGAAAGUGAUGGUGUCGCUUCUUAGCUAGGUCAUAAAACGGAAUGCAAUAGCCUUGUUACCCUUGGAGACGGAGUCCCCUGGCAGGAAGUCCGAGUACGUCGAGGCUGCCAUGCCGUGAAGAAGCCUAAACAGACCACAUGGAAAGACCAUAAAACUAUGUGAAGGGAGAGAGAGAGAGAUGCGCCAGCUGCUCCAGUCCCCGAUUUUCCACAUCCAGCCAUAGUCUGACUGCAAGAGCAGGAGAGACCACUCGCACACCCCUCAGGCGGGUCUCACCCAGUCAAGCCCUUCCUGAGUUCCUGACCCAAAGAAAUUAUGUGACUCCCUGCCCUGGCCGGGCACUCUGAGCAUGGCCGACACCAUCUUCGGCAGUGGGAAUGACCAGUGGGUUUGCCCCAACGAUCGGCAGCUCGCCCUGCGAGCCAAGCUGCAGACGGGCUGGUCUGUGCACACCUACCAGACAGAGAAGCAGCGGAAGAGCCAGAGCCUCAGCCCCGCCGAGGUGGAGGCCAUCCUGCAGGUCAUCCAGAGGGCAGAGCGGCUGGACGUCAUGGAGCAGCAGAGAAUCGGACGGCUGGUGGAGCGGCUGGAGACCAUGAGACGGAACGUGAUGGGGAAUGGCCUUUCCCAAUGUCUGCUCUGUGGGGAGGUGCUGGGCUUCCUGGGCAGCUCAUCAGUGUUCUGCAAAGACUGCAGGAAGAAAGUCUGCACCAAAUGUGGGAUCGAGGCCUCCCCCGGCCAGAAGCGGCCUCUGUGGCUGUGUAAGAUCUGCAGUGAGCAGAGAGAGGUCUGGAAGAGGUCGGGGGCCUGGUUCUACAAAGGGCUCCCCAAGUACAUCCUGCCACUGAAGACCCCUGGCCGGGCCGAUGACCCCCACUUCCGACCUUUGCCCGUGGAGCCCACAGAGCACAAGCCCAGAAGCACUGAGACUAGUCGUGUCUACACGUGGGCCCGAGGGAGAGUGGUCUCCAGUGACAGUGACAGUGACUCCGAUCUCAGCUCCUCUAGCCUGGAGGACAGACUGCUUCUGACGGGCAUCAGGGAGCCCAAAGGUGCCAAGCCCUGCGGGGAAGCAGGUGGGAGCGUGGAGUCCCCCAAGAUGGGCCCCACCCACCGGCCCAGCCACCUCUCGGGGAGCCAGAGCAGCCUGGCCAGUGAGACCGGGACGGGCUCUGCAGACCCGCAGCUGGGCACCCCACCCUGGCCAGACCCAAAGAGCCCUGGCAAAAGGCACACCUGGGCAGUUCCCCGCUGCUGACACCGCCUCCGAAGGCCCGUCUGCCCACCCUGGCAGAGACACAUUUGGUGCAUGGAGCAGACUUUCCAGUGGAAAAGCUCGAGAGAGAAAGCAAGCUGGGAGGGUCUGGUGAGCAGCCUGGAGCCCUCAGCUGGCCAGCCCUGUUGACCUCUGACUCAACAAACCAGUGUUUGGGGGGCUGAGUCUCCUUCCCCCCACUCAGUGCCUUUCUGCCCCCUUCUCUCCUGGGAGCCCUCCCCCCCACUCCUACCGCAGCCAUCCCACUCAGCCGUGACCUUUAUUUAUUGUCCUUCCCCUGAACCCUCCCCCAGUCUACCUCCAAGUUCACUUUAAGUUUGCUCUCCUUGGGUUGGGCUGGAAAGGCCUGCGGACCCACCCUGUGGGGCCCUCCCAUAUGCACUGCAGUGUCAGAGGGCACUGGGCUGGGCUUUCUCCAUAUUUGUAUUAACGGAAUAAGAACCCAACCCUGAACAUUGCCCUUCGAAGCUGAGCUUGGCCCCUAGAGGUGAGCGGUGGGUCCUAGAGCGCAUGGGAUGAGAGGCUCGCCCACCCUUCCCUUUGCCGAGGGCUCUGGAGCUGGGAGCAGCAUCCUGCCUUUGCUCGAGACCAGCUCAGGAGCUGCUGUUGAAACCUGGCCCUUGCUUGGGUUUCUUGGCACCGCCCUGAUGGCCUCCCCAGGUUCUGCUCAGCCUCUCCCCAGCCUGUGGAUCCGGGAAAGGCUCUGGUGGGUACUGUGAACUCACUCACUGAAGAGCAGCCUUCCGCUGCGUCCCCAGCUGGGGUGCAAGGCUCCCCUAAGCCUGUAAUUCACUUCUCUUCAGUAGGUUCAGUUUGGCAUGAAAAUUAAUUAAUUCAGAGUAUGAGCAAAUGCUUCUGGAAAACCCUUCCCUGAAGACAGAGAUUGAGCGAGAGAGAGAGAGUGUGUGUGUGUGUCUGUGUGUGUGUGUGUGUGUUGGUAUUGGUGUCUGCAUCGGUCCGUCCUGCCACUCUCCCACUGCCCCUCACACCUGGUCCUUGAAGGGCCUGCUCUCUGGGCUCUCAGGCCCCCACCAUUAGCUUUUUUGCCCUUGCCAGUGGCAGAUGAUGAAAAGACUGACUGUUUCCCUGUGACAAGUUAUGCUUCAGAAUUGUAACAAUAAAGAUUAGAAUUUGCAUUGA
Ailuropoda melanoleuca (giant panda) is the source of this 3090-nucleotide messenger RNA. RefSeq names its product rabphilin 3A like (without C2 domains) (gene RPH3AL). The transcript has 9 exons. The record is from RefSeq and is a predicted model, not a curated record. Gene Ontology annotation, biological process: exocytosis; intracellular protein transport; spontaneous neurotransmitter secretion. Gene Ontology annotation, molecular function: small GTPase binding. The coding region runs from base 1024 to 1932 and encodes 302 amino acids. Gene Ontology annotation, cellular component: synapse. NCBI's taxonomy places the organism in Eukaryota, Metazoa, Chordata, Mammalia, Carnivora, Ursidae.